Molecule: messenger RNA, 751 nt
Organism: Tauraco erythrolophus (red-crested turaco)
Lineage: Eukaryota; Metazoa; Chordata; Aves; Musophagiformes; Musophagidae
Source: RefSeq, a predicted model, not a curated record
CCUGAUCCAGCUGGAGGGAUUCCUGAGUGGGAUGUGCUGCAGCUGCGAGGCAGUGUACCGUGUACUGUACUGGGAGAACCCCACAGUCUCUUCCCAGUUUUAUGGGGUGUUGCUAGGCUCUGUCUGCGUCCUUUACCUGCUGCCCCUCUGCUGGGUCCUGGCCAUCCUCAACAGCACCCUCUUUCUGGGCAACACUCAGUUCUACCAAGUGAUAAUGGAGCUCAAGGCCUCGAUUGAGCAGCGUGUGGGUACCAAACCCCUCGAGAACACUCCAGAGCCUGUUGAACCCCUGCCACCUGCUGCCCCUCCGGAUCGAACCCCCACACCCACCAGCACAGAGGACCUUACCCCUGGCAGUGUGGAGGAGGCAGAGGAGGCAGAGCCUGAUGAAGAGUUCAAAGAUGCUAUCGAGGAGGAUGACGAGAGCUCUCAGUGCUCAGCAGAUUUUGACCUCAGCCUCCCAGACAAUGGUUUUAUGAGCAAAAACGAGGUGAUCCGCAGCAAGGUGUCACGCCUGACCGAGCGCCUGCGCAAGCGCUACCCCAGCAACAACUUCGGGAGCUGCACGGGCUGUGCAGCCACCUUCUCUGUGCUCAAGAAGAGGCGGAGCUGCAGUAACUGUGGGAACAGCUUCUGCUCCAGAUGUUGCUCCUUCAAAGUCCCAAAGGCUGUGAUGGGAGCCACAGCCCCAGAGGCUCAGAGGGAGACGGUGUUCGUGUGUGCUCUGUGCAACCAGGUGCUCAUCAAGUGA